This is a messenger RNA of Balearica regulorum gibbericeps (East African grey crowned-crane), 1902 nucleotides long. NCBI's taxonomy places the organism in Eukaryota, Metazoa, Chordata, Aves, Gruiformes, Gruidae. The record is from RefSeq and is a predicted model, not a curated record.
UCCCUUAAUGUACUAAAAGGACAUAAUUAACAGUAUGUAUGUCUUUAACAGGAACCAGUGAUCCGUACGUCAAGUUCAAACUUGGAGGAAAAGAAGUAUUUAGAAGUAAAACAAUACACAAGAACCUCAAUCCAGUGUGGGAAGAAAAAGCUUGCAUUCUUAUAGAAAACCCAAGACAACCGUUAUAUAUAAAGGUCUUUGACUAUGACUUUGGACUUCAAGAUGACUUCAUUGGUUCGGCAUUUUUGGAUCUCACUUCCUUGGAAUUAAAUAGGCAAACAGAUGUUACGUUGUGUCUGAAGGAUCCUCAUUACCCUGCCCAUGAUCUGGGAAGUAUACUGUUAUCAGUUCUGUUGGCUCCUAGAGAAGAACAGCCAGAAAUGACAAUGCUAAUGAGGAAGAGUUGGAAAAGAUCAAGUAAGUUUCAGACCCAGAGCUUACGUCUCUCAGACCUGCACAGAAAAUCUCAGCUAUGGAGAGGGAUAGUUAGUGUGACCCUAAUAGAAGGUCGUGAGCUUAAGGCAAUGGAUGCAAACGGACUAAGUGAUCCUUACGUGAAGUUCCGUCUGGGGCAUCAGAAGUACAAGAGCAAGAUUGUGCCAAAAACUUUGAAUCCUCAGUGGAGGGAGCAGUUUGACUUUCAUCUCUAUGAAGAACGAGGUGGAAUUAUUGAUAUUACCGUGUGGGACAAAGAUGCUGGCAAAAGGGAUGAUUUUAUUGGCAGGUGCCAGGUUGACCUGUCAACCCUGAGUAAGGAACAAACCCACAAGCUGGAGAUGCCACUGGAGGACGGAGAGGGAUGCCUGGUGUUGCUGGUGACUCUCACAGCCUCAGCUGCAGUCACUAUCUCGGACCUCUCCAUCAACUCCCUGGAGGACCAGAAGGAGCGAGAGGAGAUACUGAAGAGAUAUAGUCCAAUGAUGAUGUUCCGUAACAUGAAGGAUGUGGGAUUUCUUCAGGUGAAGGUCAUCAGGGCAGAAGCAUUGAUGGCAGCUGAUGUCACAGGUAAAAGUGACCCAUUCUGUGUAGUUGAAUUGAACAAUGACAGACUGCUGACACAUACCGUCUACAAGAACCUCAAUCCAGAAUGGAACAAAAUCUUCACAUUCAAUAUUAAAGACAUCCAUUCGGUGCUUGAGGUGACAGUUUAUGAUGAAGACCGCGAUCGGAGUGCUGACUUCCUAGGCAAAGUUGCUAUACCGUUGCUGUCUAUUCAAAAUGGUGAACAGAAAGCCUACGUCUUGAAAAACAAGCAGCUGACAGGGCCAACAAAGGGGGUCAUCUAUCUUGAAAUAGAUGUGAUUUUUAAUGCUGUGAAAGCCAGCAUACAAACCUUAAUGCCCAAAGAACAGAAGUACAUUGAAGAGGAAAACAGACUGUCUAAACAGCUACUAUUGAGAAACUUUGGCCGGAUGAAGCGCUGUGUCAUGGUGCUUAUAAGUGCCGCCUACUACAUAAGCAGUUGCUUUGACUGGGAUUCUCCCCCAAGAAGUCUUGCUGCUUUUUUGCUUUUUCUUUUUGUGGUCUGGAACUUUGAGCUCUACAUGAUACCACUGGCUUUGUUGUUGCUGCUGGCAUGGAACUACUUCUUGAUCGUAUCAGGGAAAGAUAACAGGCAACAUGAUAUGGUAGUGGAGGACAUGCUAGAGGACGAGGAAGAAGAGGAUGACAGAGAUGACAAGGACAGUGAAAAAAAAGGAUUUAUGAAUAGACUUUAUGCCAUCCAGGAGGUGUGUGUCAGUGUCCAGAACAUCCUUGAUGAAGUGGCUUCCUUCGGAGAACGGGUUAAGAAUACGUUCAACUGGACUGUCCCAUUCCUGAGCUGGCUGGCAAUCGUUGCCCUCUCCGUGUUCACCAUCAUCCUGUAUUUCAUUCCACUGAGAUACAUUGUCCUUGUCUGGG